CAUCAACAGGAUCACUCAGCAAUCAUGAGGUCUCUGGUCUUCGUUCUGCUCAUUGGAGCUGCUUUUGCCCUGGAUGAUGACAAGAUUGUCGGAGGGUUUGAGUGCACACCUUACUCUGAGCCCCAUCAGGUGUCUCUGAACAUUGGGUACCACUUCUGUGGUGGCUCCCUGGUCAAUCAGAACUGGGUUGUGUCUGCUGCUCACUGCUACCAGUCUCGUAUCCAGGUGCGUCUGGGAGAGCACGACAUUUCGGUCAAUGAGGGAACUGAGCAGUUCAUCGACUCCUCCCGUGUCAUCCACCAUCCACAGUAUGAUUCCUGGAAUAUUGACAGGAAUCACUGAGACAUCUAAAACCUGC
This is a messenger RNA of Oreochromis niloticus (Nile tilapia), 358 nucleotides long. RefSeq names its product trypsin-1-like. The transcript has 3 exons. Gene Ontology annotation, molecular function: serine-type endopeptidase activity. NCBI's taxonomy places the organism in Eukaryota, Metazoa, Chordata, Actinopteri, Cichliformes, Cichlidae. The record is from RefSeq and is a predicted model, not a curated record. Gene Ontology annotation, biological process: proteolysis. Bases 25 to 342 code for a protein of 105 amino acids.